Oldenlandia corymbosa var. corymbosa is the source of this 543-nucleotide messenger RNA. NCBI's taxonomy places the organism in Eukaryota, Viridiplantae, Streptophyta, Magnoliopsida, Gentianales, Rubiaceae. The record is from the annotation of a GenBank genome assembly.
AUGGCUCUAUACCACAAUAUCAUCUAUGGGAUUGAGAAAUUAAUGAAUGCUAGUGAAAAGUUAGAAGGAAAGGUGGCUUUGAUCACUGGAGCAGCGAGUGGGAUAGGUGAAUGCACGGCGAAGCUGUUUUCCAACCACGGCGCUAAGGUUGUGAUCGCCGACAUCCAAGACAACCUCGGACACUCGUUAAGCCAAACCUUAGGCGGGGAAAACAACAGCACCUACGUUCACUGCGACGUAACCAACGAAGAUCACGUCAAGAAUGCCGUUGACAAAGCCAUCGCAACCUACGGGAAACUGGACAUCAUGAUGAACAACGCGGCUUUUAUCGAUCGAAAGAACACCAGGAUCUCGGACAACGAAACAGCCGACUUUGAGAGAGUGCUCAAAGUCAACGUCACGGGGGUUUUCCUGGGGAUGAAGCACGCGGCCCGGGUGAUGGUUCCGGCGCGCAGCGGUUGCAUAAUUUCCACCGCCAGCAUGACCUCGGGGAUGGGCGGCGCCGCCACCCAUGCUUAUACUUGUUCCAUGCAUGCUUUUUAG